GUGCAAUGCCAGUGCGCACUGGGCAUCAAAAGCGCAGAUAGAGGCAAAACAAUGUCACAAAAAAGGACAUAUCCUUCAGGUGCAGAAAAAAGGAAGAAGAAGAAAGUGGAAGAGGAGAAAAAAUGCCAUGAUAAAGGAGCAUUGUUAAAAUACUUUGGAGGCACAGAAUCAGCCCAGAGCCAGUCCACAUCCUCAGGCUCAACUGUGAGUGAUGAAUCAGUGCUCUCUCACACACCUCCAUCCUCUGUGCCCACUGUCCCCUCCAUGUCUGAAACCACAGCUGAUUUAUCUACAACUUCCACCACAACGUCCCCUUCACACCAUGGACCAUCAUCAGCUCCGCCAGUUGACCCAGCUGAGUGGCCUUCUUUCCUCUCAGAUUCAGACAGGACUGAGCAGCAAACAUCCCGACUGGACAGAAAGCUCCCACCGGCGUCUCAGGUGCAGUUUCAGGUGUUCAUUGUCGCCAACAGGAGGGCAGGAAGUGAGAGGUCGCUGCCUCCCCCAGUGGGUGAUGCAUCACAAGCAAGCACUGAUGGACCGAAGCGAGGGGGGGGCUUGACUCCCUGAGUCCAAGACCAGGACUAUAAAUACAACCAUCCAGUCAAGGCGAGCAGAAGACACAAUCCCAGGGCGCAGCAGCAAGAACCAUACAGGACUCGGAGCGACAUGUCACAGCCCGGCGAAGUCAAGAAGAAAAAGCGUCCCCCGAUGAAGGAGGAGGACCUGAAGGGGGCCCGCAGUAAACUGGGACUGAAGGGCGAGGUCAAGAGUAAGACCUAUGAGGUCAUGGCGGAGUGCGAGCGGAUGGGCAAAGUGGCCCCAUCAGUUUUUAGCGGCGUACGGACCGGGACUGAGACCUCCCUGGACAAUCCACCUGCCAAAGCUCCUGGAGGGAGUGUGUUCAACAAGUAGUCCCUCGCUGCACCUUUCAUCAUUGCUAUGAGAAACAACUGUUAUUUUUUAUCAAAGUGCAGCUUUUUUUCACCUGGACAGAUGCAGCGUGGGUGGAGGUCACAAUGUUUGCUUUAAGUGGACACACAACCUUUGUUGAUUCAAGACCUUAAAACAAUUAUUGCACAGUGACAACUUUGGUGAGUCCAACAUUGGCACAUAUUUCUUACUCUUUUUUUUCACAAAAUAAUGUCACAAAGACUUAAAACCUCAUGAUCCACCCCUUUGCUUACAGUGUAAAUGGAUGCCUCUUUUUUUAACGAUAUUAUGAUUCACUUACAGAACCCAACACAAUUGUGUUGCUUUCAAGAACAGCAAAAACCAAAGCCAAACAGGACAUAAAAGUCUUCAAUUUUUCUAAGGGCAUAAAAACAUUAUGGAUUAAUUUAUUUUGUACUUUUUUUCUCAAAUAACAAUCAAUAAAAACACCAAAAUUGAA
This is a messenger RNA of Entelurus aequoreus (snake pipefish), 1393 nucleotides long. It is a transcript of the gene mustn1b, whose product is annotated as musculoskeletal, embryonic nuclear protein 1b. Gene Ontology annotation, biological process: tissue regeneration; chondrocyte differentiation; chondrocyte proliferation. NCBI's taxonomy places the organism in Eukaryota, Metazoa, Chordata, Actinopteri, Syngnathiformes, Syngnathidae. The transcript has 8 exons. Gene Ontology annotation, cellular component: nucleus. The record is from RefSeq and is a predicted model, not a curated record. Bases 670 to 915 code for a protein of 81 amino acids.